AUGAAUUGAUUUUCUUUCCAGACUGGAGACUUUUUAAUUCUCGGAAGUGGUCCUCACGAUAGUUACCAUAACAAAAGGCCUCCAGUGAGCCGCCGGGUCAGAAACGAAACCAACAGAGCAGAACAGCGAAGAAGAUUCCGCUGAAAACGUCGUUUUGUUUUGUUUUGUUUUGUGGCUGCGACCCGUCGAAAGACACAAAGUCACGGCAGCACAGCUGAGCAGGGAGGCGAUUCGCCAGCAGAUUGAAACACCCCGCUUUCCUUUCCACCGAAGUGAAAGUGAAGUUAAUUCGGGGUAGCGUGUGAAGCUUUUGAAAUGUCGUGGCAGUGACUGACUUGUUGCUCGCCGCCGGAUGCGUUCAGGUUGUUCCAGCUGACUUCACAUCUGGCGCACAGCUCGCUUUGGUACCGCUUCUAACUGUCCACGAUGUCUACCAUCAUUUUCUUUGACCUGGAGACCACCGGAUUAGACACUGCAAGGUGUGACAUCAUCCAGUUGGCGGCCAUCUGUGGAAACAGGGUCUUUAAUGCCUACACUGUCCCCAGCCAGGCCCUCAGUAAGAGCGCCACAGAAAUCACAGGCUUCACUGUCCAUGGUGGCGACCUGUAUCUCCAGGGAGUACCGGUGGAAACCACCUCCCUUUAUAAUCUUCUUACCUCCUUCAUUGCCUUCCUUAAAUCCUUCCACCAUCCCGUACUGCUGGUGGCCCACAAUGCAAGGUAUUUUGAUGCGCCAGUGCUCACCAGGGUGCUGCGAGAGCUUGCCCUCCAGAGGGAGUUCCAGCAGGUGGUAUCAGGGUUUCUGGAUACCUUUCUGCUGAGCAAGAAUGUCUAUCCUGGUCUGAGAAGUUAUUCUCAGACCCAACUGGUCCUCCAUUUCCUGGGAAAGACCUACACGGCUCAUCAUGCUGAGGAGGAUGCCAGGAUGCUGCAGGAGCUGUUCAUCGCUUGGAGUCCUAGCAAACGGGAUAUCUCCAGAUUUACCUACAGGACAAACUUUCCAUUUUAAAAAAACAAAGCUACAGAAAAAAAAGAGAAACCAAUCUGACCAUGGAAAGAUUUUUCUUUUCUUUAAAAAAUAUUUUAAAGAAAAUGAAGAAACGUUAAUUUUAAAAAAUGAACAUUUCUUUUGCAGUUUUGUUCUCAUGAUGUACCCUCAGGGGCUUGAACAGGCUGAUUCAGAAAAAAAGAAAGAUAUGUGUAUUUAAUUUCUUGUGACCGGAAACAAUAAUGCAUGUUGCACCCCAAACUCAUAAAUAUUUUCACUCUGUAUGGUGAUUUAUUUUCAUUCAUUUUGUCAUCCUGCUAUAUUGUAACAUGUCUCAUACUUACAACUGCUGUCUGUUUUCCAUUGAACUGUAAUACAAUUUUCCCACAAGAACCAUUAAAUUUCCAUUUGAAUUCUA
Molecule: messenger RNA, 1405 nt
Organism: Scatophagus argus
Lineage: Eukaryota; Metazoa; Chordata; Actinopteri; Scatophagidae
Product: DNA polymerase III polC-type-like
Exons: 3
Coding region: 427-1008 (193 amino acids)
Biological process (GO): DNA catabolic process
Cellular component (GO): cytoplasm
Molecular function (GO): 3'-5'-DNA exonuclease activity; nucleic acid binding
Source: RefSeq, a predicted model, not a curated record